AUGGCUACUUCUUCAAUAGUUUCAAUGGCAAUGCCACUAACUUACACAAGCCAAAAGAAGCAACCAAUUGUUGAAGCUUUCUUUAAGCCAUUGCCAAUUAGGCCCUCAAAACAAAUUGUAACUUCAAAACAAGUUGCUAAGUUUGUAGUCAAAGCUUCACUUAAGGACAAGGCAGUGGCAGGACUGUCAGCAGGUGUACUCACAGCAUCAAUGGUUGUACCUGAUGUAGCACAAGCUGCUGAUGGUGUGUCACCAUCACUCAAGAACUUCUUGCUUAGCAUUGUGUCAGGUGGGGUUGUGCUUGGUGCAAUUAUUGGUGCAAUUAUUGGUGUCUCCAACUUUGAUCCUGUUAAGAGGGGUUAAUUUUAUGCCUUUCUUUUAAUUGUAUCUAUAUAUGAUAUUGUUUAAUUUUCAAGUAUUGUUUUGUGUA
Messenger RNA from Lycium barbarum (goji berry), 430 nucleotides. RefSeq lists its product as uncharacterized. The record is from RefSeq and is a predicted model, not a curated record. Gene Ontology annotation, cellular component: photosystem II; membrane. Bases 1 to 363 code for a protein of 120 amino acids. Lineage: Eukaryota; Viridiplantae; Streptophyta; Magnoliopsida; Solanales; Solanaceae. The transcript has a single exon. Gene Ontology annotation, biological process: photosynthesis.